Molecule: messenger RNA, 4397 nt
Organism: Apus apus (common swift)
Lineage: Eukaryota; Metazoa; Chordata; Aves; Apodiformes; Apodidae
Gene: SLC7A11
Product: solute carrier family 7 member 11
Exons: 12
Coding region: 792-2303 (503 amino acids)
Biological process (GO): amino acid transmembrane transport
Cellular component (GO): membrane
Molecular function (GO): L-amino acid transmembrane transporter activity
Source: RefSeq, a predicted model, not a curated record
AUUCUUUAGGUAGAUACAGGUCCCUGUAGAGAGUCCCAGGUAAGUAAUGUAGAUGUGAGAGGGGCUGAUGAGUUGCGGCACAAGAAGUUAAGCCCCACACACUUUACUUUCAUUAAGAGAGGACUUUUUCAAGAAAGAAAUUGGAUUAGACCCAGACAUGACGUAUCCUGCUUGAUUUCUUUUCCCCUUGCGCUCUGACGAGCUUUGUGUUUAGGCAGGCUUUUGUUUCUGGCUCUGAGUUGCUUUAAAAAAAUUUGGGAGCGUGUCUCGGGGUGUUGAGGGUGAUGUGCUUAGCUUGAUUGGCUCGAUUUGCUUGUGGGUGCUUUGUUCUUCCCACCACCCUCAGGUCUGUUGUGCAACAUGCCCCUACUGUUUAAAAAGGAAAGGGAAAAAAAAAAAAAAAAGAAAUGCUGAGUAAUGCCAGAGGUUUCUCAAAUGGCUGAUGCAAACCUGGAGAAUUUGCAUCAUCAUUCAGCUGGAGUAACUUGGUAUGACAAGAGCUUAAAUACAAGUCCAUGCGGAAGCAGAGCUGGUUUCCAAUGAUAGGGCAGUACCAGCUCACAGUGUGAGAGCACAGGUGUUCCCAGCACUGCUCCCCUCCCAGGGAAAGGCUCUGCUGUAGGAGCUUUUGCUACCUGUGCGUAGGAGCAGCUGGGAAGAUAAGAGAAAGCCAGAGGAAGAGACUAAGUAGUUGACUACAGAGAGAGGGGGAAAAGGACCAACAACCUUGAGUUUCUGCUGCAAACUUUUUUUGCUUGUGCUUGCUGUGGGUGUGCUGGUGGUGCUGGAGCAUGGUUAGGAAAGUUGCUGUGACCACUGUCUCUAAUGGAAGCUACUUGCAGGGGCAAGCUAAUGGCCGGUUGCCAUCUAUGGACAACGGACAGCCAGCCCAGAAGGAAAAAGUUGUUCUGAAGAAGAAAGUGACACUUUUGAGGGGGAUAUCCAUCAUCAUUGGCACUAUCAUUGGAGCUGGCAUCUUCAUCUCCCCCAAAGGCAUCUUGAAGAACACAGGCAGCGUGGGCAUGUCCUUGAUUGUCUGGACAGUGUGUGGUAUCCUCUCACUCUUCGGUGCCCUCUGCUAUGCUGAACUAGGAACAUGCAUUAAGAAAUCUGGUGGUCACUACACCUAUAUCCUGGAAGCCUUUGGCCCGUUACCUGCUUUUGUGAGAGUCUGGGUUGAAUUACUCAUCAUUCGCCCUGCUGCCACAGCAGUGAUAUCGUUGGCAUUCGGACGUUACAUUUUGGAGCCUUUCUUUAUGCAAUGUGACAUCCCAGAACUUGCAAUUAAACUUAUUACAGCUGUUGGCAUCACGCUGGUGAUGGUCCUGAAUAGCAUGAGUGUCAGCUGGAGUGCCCGCAUUCAGAUCUUCCUUACCUUUUGCAAGCUUGUAGCAAUUUUGAUAAUUAUAGUCCCUGGAGUUAUCCAGCUAAUUAAAGGAGAAACACAGCACUUUAAAAAUGCCUUUGCAGGGAAUGAUGCCAGUGUUAUGGGAUUACCACUUGCUUUCUAUUCAGGAAUGUAUGCCUAUUCGGGCUGGUUUUACCUCAAUUUUGUUACUGAAGAAGUGGAGAACCCUGAAAAAAACAUACCCCUCGCAAUAUGCAUUUCAAUGAUUAUCGUCACAGUUGGCUAUGUGUUAACAAACGUGGCUUAUUUCACUACAAUCAGUGCUGGGGAAUUGCUGCUUUCAAAAGCUGUAGCAGUGACUUUUGCAGAACGAUUAAUGGGAAGCUUUUCUUUGGCUGUACCAGUAUUUGUUGCUCUCUCCUGCUUUGGAUCUAUGAAUGGUGGCAUUUUUGCAGUCUCCAGGAUGUUCUUCGUUGCAUCCCGCGAGGGUCACCUUCCGGAAAUUCUCUCCAUGAUUCAUGUCCGCAAGCACACUCCUCUGCCAGCUGUCAUUGUUUUGCAUCCUCUCACAAUGAUAAUGUUAUUCAACGGGGAUCUCUACAGCCUCCUGAAUUUCCUCAGUUUUGCCAGGUGGCUUUUUAUUGGACUGGUAGUUGCUGGGUUGAUUUAUCUCAGAUAUAAACGUCCUGAUAUGCCACGUCCUUUCAAGGUGCCUCUAUUUAUUCCAGCAUUGUUUUCCUUCACCUGCCUCUUCAUGGUUGCACUGUCACUUUACUCUGACCCAGUAAACACAGGGAUUGGGUUUGCAAUAACCUUGACUGGAGUUCCUGCCUACUACCUCUUUAUUGUAUGGGACAAGAAGCCAAAGUGGUUCAGAAAGCUCCUAGACAGGGCAACUCUAACAUUGCAAAUCCUCUUGGAAGUCGUCCCAUCAGAGGAAGACCAGAAAUCAUGAUCUUCACUUACAGUUUUCAGCUUGGUGCUUCAUUUCAACUUGAGGAAGAGAGUAGGGAGAUUUCUCCCCCUACGUAUGUCCUGUGAAAUGGAGGAAGAAGUCACAACUGAGAUGGAUACCAAGCGAGUCACUUACCAGAACUAUAUUUUACGAUGUCACAAAAUAUAUUUUCAUGUGGUUGUUUUAUGUGUAGAAAGCAAGAACCUGUGCUGUGAGGGAACUCUUCACUAUUUCUUUUCUUACAGUGUCAUAUUCUAACAAACUGUAGAUUGAUCAAACUAGGAUUUCAGUUGCAUUGUCACUGAAAAUAGGUUUAAACAAUGUGUAAGUAAUGGUCAGGUGUACUGUGAAGAAUGUAUCCUGCUUGCUGUCCCUGAAGAACCCAACUCUCACCAGAGAAAGGGUGAGAUAAAGCUGCUGAGUUUCACUUACUAAUGGUCUUCCCAUCCUUCCAUUUGGCAGCCCUAUUCGACUUCAUUUGGCUCCCAUGGAGCACCAGCACCCUGAUGCAGAAGCACAGCCAUUUCCACACCUUUGUGGUGGCGAGCACCAUGCUUCCUCAUUCCAGAGUUGUUCUGCUAUAGCUGAUGGGACCAUCUUCUGACAAUAUUUCUGCCAGUGGGGCAGGAAGGUUUUUAGCCUGGGGGCAGGAAUUUCAUACAUGUUAAAGUUUCUACCAGCCUGGAAAUAAUUACUGUUUUUACCAAUGUUUCUUUCUGUACAUAUCUAUAGGAAAUACAGCAACUGAGCAAUCACCUUUGAACGAGUCAAAACAUUUGAACGUGACCUCCGCUGCUGUAUUAAUAUUUCCUAUCGGGAAGCAUAUAGACCUACAGCUACCAGUCAAGCAAGCCUGAUUUUCAAAUUUUAUAUCAUUGUUGGGGGGUAAAAAUGAAUAAUAGUCACUGGUGGAACUGCUGUAUAGACAUGGCAAUAAAUGCAAUACCUUUUUAUGAAUAAGGUCUAAGGCAAGCUACAACAGUUUUGAUUUGAGUAGGACAUGUGCCUAAUUGUGAGGGUAUUUCAUUCAGGCACACUCCAAUUAAUAGGGCUUUGAAACACGAAGGAGCAUUGCCAAUGUCUUCUUCCCCAUUUUGUCUCAGCAGAAAUGGGGAAAGGCUAUAAAAACUGAUAAAAUUAAACAAAAUUCAUCUUCAUAAUGAUGUUUGAGCUGAGAUUUGGCUCAAAUAUGAGCUGAAGUUUUGCCCUUUUUUAAGGUAGUUGUAGAUAAUAAAAAUUUUUAAUGCUUAGAAAUUCAAUUUUAUCUUGUUAGUCUGAGACUACUCAACCUUAAGAUUAAUGUUUGAUAUCACUCUGUUAAGAAUAUAAUGCUUAAAUAUUGAAUGCACUAGUUUUUGUGCUGUUUGCUAUCAGCAAGUCAUAUGUUUCAUGAAAACUUUGACUGAACUAAGCAACAUUAAACUUCCUAAAUAGGGAGAAAAGCACAACUAACAGCCAGACCACUACAGUAAAGGGAGACUGUGUAUUGUAUAUGUGUUGUAUAGAUCCAGGAUAUGUAGUGUUUUAAGAGUGUACAGUAAAAUUUAUACGUGUUUCUCUUUCUUGUAUUUCUAUGGUGGAACUUCAUAGAAGUAGGGAAAUGGAAGUAACAGAUUAUGUAGAAAAGCAGUAAUUUAAGACACAGAAAACAGUUUGCAAGUGAUUUUUUUUCUUUAAAUGUUUUCUGUUUACAGUAACUUAGAGUGUUAAUUGAAGACUUUUAUAGGCAAACAUUUUUAGAGAGAUUUUUUUAUGUUGACAGUGCAUGUGUUUAAUUACUAUUUACGUUUGGGUCAGAAGCCUGCUUUUGAGACUGUCUCCUGCCAUCCUUUGGCCUGUGUCAUCAUGGAGCACCUUCAAAGUACAUUAACAGGAUUUCUCUCUGAUAAAAAUGAGCACCUGGUGCCCUCCAGGAGCACACCUAGCACCCUCCUGCGCUGAUGGGUGCUGAGUGCAUGGGGCCCCACCUGUGCUAGUCCAAAGCAAAACCUCCUGAAUGCUGAUGCCAGGUUUUCAGCAUCCACUGCUUCAUUCCAUGAAUUCACUCCUAUUGUGCCAUAUUACUUGAAAGCUGAAAUUUAGGCAGUGUUAACU